Neohortaea acidophila is the source of this 2249-nucleotide messenger RNA. RefSeq lists its product as uncharacterized. Gene Ontology annotation, molecular function: zinc ion binding; ubiquitin binding; ubiquitin-protein transferase activity. The record is from RefSeq and is a predicted model, not a curated record. NCBI's taxonomy places the organism in Eukaryota, Fungi, Ascomycota, Dothideomycetes, Mycosphaerellales, Teratosphaeriaceae. Bases 175 to 2067 code for a protein of 630 amino acids. Gene Ontology annotation, cellular component: ubiquitin ligase complex. Gene Ontology annotation, biological process: proteasome-mediated ubiquitin-dependent protein catabolic process; protein linear polyubiquitination. The transcript is spliced from 2 exons.
CAUUAUGAAGACCGGUGUGAUUGGAGGGGCCGCAAUGGGGCGAAAGCCCCUCUACACCGCCCUACCAGAAAUGCGAACCACCAUGCCCCGUCGCUCCAAGGUCGGUGACCAUCUCAUAUCCAGCUUGCGGCUUUCACAUCCAUUUUGUCUACUCCAUCUUGAUGGUAAGGCAAGAUGAAGCUCAAGAAGCUAUUCUCGAAGCGCAAGGACAAGGAGCAGAGGUGCGUGCGUGACGAGGACAGCAAUUUCGACACUGAUGAUCUCUACUACCUCCAGCUUGCAUCGAGCAGGGCGGAAUAUGGCCGGCGCAACAUAUUCAAGUCCUUCGCAAGCUACAAUGAUUCACAUCCGGUCGCGCGUUCAGUUCAAGCGCAUCCAGGUCUCGCCUAUGAGCCUCCCUGGGACGACAACGAUCGUGGCCACGGCAGUAUCCUGCAACCCGUAGCCUGUCACUCUGAAUGGCAUCCGGUAGUGCUCAACAACAACUCCCAUCCUACUCUCGCAUCCGAUCACUGGCCUCCGGCGCCCGUUCGGCUUUCAAGAAGGGACUUGCCGCCGCCUUCGCUUUUCCAGCCUGAAGCCCAUGAUGUGGAACACUGGGAGGACAUGCCAGUGUUAGAAGAUGGAAGUGGCUGGGAGGACAUAAAGGCCCAGUAUCGCAUGCCUGAGAGCGUACGAACGGGGCGUAGCGAAUAUGGCCGCCAACUUGCAACUCAGCGGCGACAGGCAGUUCGUCAAACAGGCCGUGAUCCUCGAACGAACGACAAUGGAGUUCUGCGCGCGCCGGUGAGACCCCCCGCCCGGUCAGCUAAACUCGUAAAGGAUGCAAAAGCUUUGCUUCGCUGCACGGAGAAUCAGCUGGCUGCUUGCAUCGAGCUCAGCAGACAGUCCUAUCUCAGCGCGACAGGGUUUGAAGAAGCACAGCUGGACAUCGCUCAAUUGCUCGCUGUAUCGGACGAGUUUACCAGAGAACAUGCCUUACGUGUUGUGGAGUCUCUCAGCAGUACAGCACAACAAAUGGAGGCUGCGAUCAAUGCAUUGUGGGUGGCGAAAGAGGGGUUGGUGGAUUGGCACGCAUUCAGCAAGCAGACUUCCGUCAGACGAGACACGACUCGAUAUCGUCAUGCACGACGGAAAAUCGCCGAGUUGCAGGAGGAAGGGAGACAGCGGGCUUCGGACAUCUUGGAGUGUCUGAGCACAACACUGGAGCCGUUGAACGGGCUGGUUGCGAUCGGUGAAGGAGCAGACGAAGCGGCUGACGAAGACUACGGCUUCAAGCAUCAGCCAGCCGAAGAUGAGCGCGCGCGAGAAUGCAUGGCCUGCGCUGAGACGAAGCAGCCUCAUGAAUUCCCCGACCAGCCUCCCACCACACGAUGCCAACAUCCUUCUACGACUUGUCGCACAUGUCUCAACUCAUGGAUCGAGGCCGAGCUGGGCGCGAGGAGUGGCGCGGGUUUGCGAUGUCCGGAAUGUCAGCAAACCAUGGAGCACCGCGAGAUUCAGGCUGCUACUUCCGCGCAGAUGUUCGCCGCAUACGAGCGGCGCGUCACACUCAAUGCACUCGCAAGCAUGCCUGAAUUCGCGUGGUGCCUGAGCCCACGUACGUGUGGAAAUGGGCAGCUCAAUGUCGAUGGGAACCCAUUCAUGAUCUGCGAGGCCUGCGGGUAUAGGCAAUGUACAAAGCAUCGUAUGGCGUGGCAUGACGGCGAGACUUGUCGACAGUACGAAAGUCGAGCUUCUACUUCUACCCGAGCUCAAGACGAAUCGAGGAAGAUUAUAGAGGAAAGGAAGACCGAGGCUAUGAUAGGAACGGUCUCCAAGCAAUGCCCCGGGGGCUGUGGAUGGCGCCUUGACAAGUAUGAAGGCUGUGACCAUGUGCGUUGCACUCGAUGCGGAUAUGAAUUUUGUUGGUACGUGUUAUUCCACCGCUGUCGAUCGCGACGCAUCCGCCCUCUUACUGACGUCUGUCUCUUCAGGGAGUGCCUCGCCUCUUGGGAUGGAAUUCAGCAAUGGAGCAACACGGCACACAGACCCGACUGCAGAUACCAUUCGAACAAUGUCCGAUGAAGGAAGAACCUGGCCUCCUUGAGAAUGCUAUGCUCCAUUGGCGGUUAUGUCUCACCAACCAUUUACUUGAUCUCGCUCCAGCCUUUCGAAUCUUUACCACCGUCCACCAUGACGCUAUGCGACGUUCCUGGUGCAGUCUUGACAGCCUUGCUGCACGCCUGUCGGAGGAUCUCGAUGAAAUC